CACGUCUACUGCUCCCUCUCUCCCUCCUCCCUCGCUUCGGAAGAGGGCCCAGGAAGAGGUCCACUCCAAGGAGCUAAAGGUCAAACUCCUGACCGACAGUGUGAACAGUUUCAUCGCCAAGGCUCCCCCCACAGCCCAUGAUGCCUUGCGGUCUGAAUUGGACGUGCUGACGGCCAACUAUCAGCGCCUGUGUAGCCGGCUGGAUGGGAAAUGUAAAACUCUGGAGGAGGUAUGGGCGUGUUGGUGUGAGUUGCUCUCCUACCUGGAGCAGGAGAACGCCUUUCUGGACCAGCUGGAGCAGAAACUGGACGAGACGGAAAAUCUCCAGGGAAGAGCAGAGGAGCUGCAGGAGGCCCUGGAUAGUCUAGAGGUUCUUUUGCGGCACCCAGAGGACAACAGGAACCAGAUUCGGGAGCUGGCCCAGACGCUUAUGGACGGAGGCGUUCUGGAUGAACUGAUACAGCAAAAACUGGACGCUUUCAACACACGAUGGGAUGAACUUAUGGCGAGAGCGGUACUCAGGCAGAAGGAGCUGGAGAAGAGCGUCCAGUGUGCCCAGGAGAAUGACAAGGUGCUGAGGCAGCUCCAGGAGUCUCUGGCCAACACCGACCGCCACCUCACUGCUUACCUGACUGACCACAUCGAUGCCCAGCAGAUACCGCAGGAGGCUCAGAAAAUCCAAACUGAGUUGAGUGGCCAUGAUGCGACCCUGGAGGACUUGAGGAAGAAGAACCAAACCAAAGACCCAUCCAAUAGCAUGACAGGACAAAUAGACCUUACCCAGAAAAUGCUGACAGACGUGUGGACCAAGUACCGUCUCUUCCAGAAGCCAGCCAACUUCGAUGCUCGGCUGGCUGAGUGUGAGCGCGUGCUUGCUGGGGUCAAAAACCAGGUGGGGAUGCUGGAUAUCGGCAGUGUGGAGCAGGAUGUGGUGCAGUCACAGCUGGAGCAGUGCAUGAAGUUGUACAAGGUGCUGAGUGAAGUGAAAGGGGAAGUGGAGACGGUGAUAAAAACAGGCAGACAGAUCGUCCAGAGGCAGCAGACUGAGCAGCCCAAAGAGCUGGACGACCGCGUGACCGCCCUCAAACUGCUCUACAACCAGCUAGGAUCACAGGUAACUGAGAGUAAACUGGAGCUGGAGAAAAGUCUGAAGUUGUCAAGGAAGCUGCGAAAGGAGCUGAACGGGCUGACAGAGUGGCUCGCCGCCACUGACGCCGAGCUGACCAGGCGCUCUGCUGUGGACGGUAUGCCCAGCGACCUGGAGGCUGAGGUGGCAUGGGCACAGUCCAUCCACGGGGAGACAGAGAGGCGUGAGCCCCAGCUGCAGGGCGUGGUGGACCUCGCCGAGGCCCUCAAGGCGGUGCUGCGGGGCCACGGGGGCCUGGUGGACGACAAAGUCAGCCUGCUGCGCUGCAACUGGAUCGCAGUCACAUCCAGAGCAGAAGAAUGGCUCAACCUGCUGCUGGACUACCAGCGGCAAAUGCAGAAGUUAGAUGGAGAGAUAGAGGAAGUGAACGGAUGGAUUGACGGAGCAGAGAAAAAGAUGGACGAGAUAGAGAGCCAGGGACCCAACGACGCUGUGCUUAAGGUUUUGCGGGCAGAGCUGGAGUUGACGAAGGGUAAGAUGGAGGAGGUGAGGGCUCUGGCCCAGGAACUCAUGUCCACCCGGGGAGAGAACUGCCAGGCCCAGGUGGGACCUAAAGUGGAGCAGCUCAACCAGAGAUUUGACACCAUCUCACAACGGAUUGCCUUUGGACUGACGGCAGCAUCAGCCAAGGAGCUGGAGCAAUACCACAGUGAAGCACAAAUCUGGCUGGAGCUCCUGGAGGAGGAAGUUAAACAGGGGGAAAACCUAAAGGAGGAGGACUUCCAGGAGGACAAGGACUGUGAGGAAGGUGCAGUGAAGGAGUUACUGUUGAAAGGAGAGAAUCUACAGAAGAGAGCCCCGGAUCAGGACAAGAGAGAGCAGAUCAGACUGAAACACAACCAGCUCAACAGCAAGUACAACACCGUCAAGGACCUGCGUGUGCUGAGGAACAGGAAAGCGUUGGCCAUCGCUCCCCAGUGGUACCAGUACAGGAGGAAGUCACAUGACCUGCUGGCCUGGCUCGACGACAUCCAACGCAGCGUGGACCAACUGCCUGACCCCCCUGAAGGAGAGAGGGUCAAGGAAAUUGGCUCAGAGUUCGACAAGAAGAAGGAGGAGCUUAAGGAGGUGCAGGGCUUAGCCAAUCAGCUCUCAGAAGCUGGAGCGGCCAAUCUAGUGGAGCCCCGCCAACUCCAGCUCAACAAGCGCUGGGUUGAGGUGGAGGGCAAGUUCAUACCCUUCAAAAGACAAUGUUUCCCUGAUCUGCCAAUCACUGAAGAUGAAUACCUAACAGACUUGCAGGCGUUGCUGCGUUCAGUGUCAGAGACGGACUUCAAGCUGAACUCUCCUGAAUACUGGCCUGCGGCGUAUUAUAACCUGCCUCAGCAAGAGCACUGCCUGAAGGAAGUGAAAGGAAGCACAGAGAAGCUACGAGGCCCAGUGGAGGGAGCGUUGGCCCGCAGAGAGGAGAUGGUGUCUGGGGCUCGGCAUCUGGAAGGCAGGAGGAUCCAGGAGACCGCCACCCUUCUGAAUACCAACUGGGACAAAUUGAACAAGCUCUACCAGGACAGAGCGAAGCGUUGGCAGGAUUGCAACUCCAAGUGGCAGAAGUUUGUUUCAGAUCAGAAGGCAUCGGAGGAGUGGCUGAGUGACGCUGAGAGCACUUUGAAACUGGCUGAGAGUGAGCCAGCAGCACACAGACAGCACCUCAGGGACCUGACGGAGGCCAUACCUCUGCAGGAAGUGGUGUUGGGCAGAGUGAAUUCUGCAGGAGAGGACAUCAGCCAGUUGAGCACACCAGACGAUGCCUCGCGGCUCCGAACGCAGCUCAAAUUACUCAACACCCGCUGGGCUAAUGUCUGCCAGCAGCUCAACGAGCGCAAGAGGAGGUCUGCAGAGACGCGUACGGCGUCUGCACAUCUACAGGAGGACAUGGGCUCGAUGCUGGGCUGGUUGGACAAAGCGGAGGGCGUCCUGGCCAUCCCUCUGCAGCCUGCAGAGCCACAGCACAUUAGAGACACUCUUGGCAAAGUCCAGGCACAUGUGGCGGAGCUUCCUGCCAAGAAGGCGGCGGUGGAGGAUCUGAACUCGAGACACAAACAGAUAACACUUCCUGCUGACAGACAGAAAGACAUCAGGAUCCUCAACACUCGCUGGGCUCAGGUGUCCAGAGCUCUGCCUGAACGUCAGCUGGAGAUCGAGGGUCUUCUAAAGGAGCUGGAGAGGCUACGGGGUCAGCUGGACGACCUGUCCGCCUGGACGUCUAGCACCAGAGCCAAGCUAGAGCACAGCCCUGAGGAGCCACCACCCAAGCUCACUGAGGAAGUGCAAGUCAAGCAGCCAGAAGUGGAGUUCGUUUUGGAACGAGCUGAUCAAUUAUACAAGGACAAUCCUCCCAGCCAACCAGACAAGGUGAAGUACAUCAAGCUGAGAGAAGACUGGACCGUGAUCCUGGAGCUGGUGCGGCAGCAUAGGGAGAGGAUGGCUACUCUGCUAGAAGCCAAAAAAGCCAAUGAAAGUCUGACAGAAAGUUCCCAGCCUGAAUCUGCGGCGCUGGCUCAGUUCCACAAGUCCUGGGCUGAGCUCACAGAUUGGCUGACCAUGCUGGAUAACAUGGUGCAGAACAAGCGUGUGGUGGUCGCUGACCUGGAAGACAUCAAAGAUAACAUCAGCAAGCUCAAGGAGUGUCUGCAGGAGCUAGACCAGCGGCGCCCCCUCCUGGAGAGACAGGUCACAGCAGCCCAGAACCUGAAGAACAAAACCAGCAACCAGGACACCCGCAACGCUAUCACUGAGCGCAUUGACAGGCUUCAGACUCACUGGGAAGACUCUCAGACCAAACUCUCUGAUAGGAGUAAGCAGCUCCACAACAUGCUGCAGGACUCCACCGACUGGCUGGAUGCCAAGAAAGGAGCGGAUCAUCUCAUCAAGCGGGCAAGUGAGAGGUUGGAGUCCUGGCAGCAGAUCACGUACACGGUGGAAGCGCUGAAGAAGCAAAAUGCUGAACUGAAGCUCUUCGUGAAGGAGCUGCAGCAGUGGCAAGGUCAGGUGGAUGAAACCAAUGCACUGGCCAACAAACUGUUGACACUGUACGCCAACGACGACACGCACAAAGUCACCCAGGUCAACGACAACAUGGUGGCCACCUGGACACACAUCAGCAAACGUGUUUCAGACAGGGAGGCAGCUCUGGAAGCAGCUCUGAAGCUGCUGCAGCAGUUCUAUCUCGACCUGGAGAGGUUCCUCAACUGGCUGACGGAGGCUGAGACGACCUGCAACGUUUUAAUAGACGCCACCAACAAGGAGAGACUUCACGAACAGCCGGCAGCAAGGAACCUGCUGGCACAGUGGAAGGACCUCCAGGCAGAGAUUGACAACCACACGGAGUUGUAUCACUCUCUGGAUGAGAACGGGCAGAGGAUUGUGACCUCGCUAGGGGACUCGGAGGAUGCCGCUCUGCUCCAGAGACGUCUGGACAACAUGAGCAAGCGCUGGAACGACCUACGCAACAAGACCCUUAGCAUGAGGGCCCACCUGGACUCAGAGAUGGCCCCGUGGAAGAGGCUCCACAUGUCGCUGCAGGAGCUGCUGAACUGGCUCAAGGUUAAAAGUCAACAGCUGGAGCAGGAGCCGCCUGUAGGGGGCGAUGUCCCCGCCGUGCAGACACAGCUGGACACACACCGGAGCUUCAGGAGGGACUUGAGAGCUAAAGAGCCAGUUGUGACCAAAGCUCUGGACGAUGUGGGGAUCUUUCUGUCUGAGCUGCCCCGGGACACACCAUCACCUGAGCAGAGAGGUAUCAGCCCGGAGGAGCGUGCCCAGAACGUGGGGAAAGUCCUGCGCAAAGAAGCAGAUGACGUGAUGACCAAGUGGGACCGGCUCAAUGGCGACUCAGCCGACUGGCAGAGGAGGCUAGAGCUGGCUCUGGAUCGGCUGAUCGAACUCCAGGAGGCGGAGGACCUGCUGGACGGACAGCUGAGGCAGGCCGAGAUGGUGAAGGAGGCGUGGGAACCUGUUGGUGACCUGCUGAUCGACUCGCUGCCAGAGCACAUCGACAGAGUCAAGGAGUUCCAGGAAGAGGUCGCUCUGAUUAAGGAUGACGUAACACACAUGAACCAGUUGGCGUCCACUUUCGGUCCGCCCGACAUCCAGCUGUCACCUAGCAACCUGGAACGCAUUGAAGAUCUCAACACGCGCUGGAGGCUGCUCCAGAUCUCCAUCAACGAACAUCUAAAGCAACUUACAGAGGCUCACAGGGACUUUGGCCUUCUGCAUGCAGGAUCUGUUGAGAGCCCCUUCGAGCAGGGCAUCUCCCCAAACAACGUGCCCUACUACAUAAAAGAGAAAGCUGGACCUGACCAGAUGACCGAGACCCUCCACCAGACCCAGACAACAUGCUGGGAUCAUCCCAAGAUGGCCGAGCUCUACCAGUCUCUGGCUGACCUGAAUAAUGUUCGAUUCUCAGCCUACCGAACAGCCAUGAAGCUCAGACGCCUGCAGAAGGCUCUCUGCUUGGACCUGCUAAGCAUGCCGAUGGCGUGCGAGGUUUUCGACCAGCACGGCCUGAAGCAGAACGAGCAGCUGCUGGACAUCUCCCAGCUGGUCACCUGUCUGACCAGCCUGUACCAGCGGCUGGAGCAGAGCCACUCCCACCUGGUCAACGUCCCGCUGUGCGUCGACAUGUGCCUCAACUGGCUGCUCAACGUCUAUGACACUGGUCGAACUGGAAAGAUCCGGACUCUGUCUUUCAAAACUGGAAUCAUUUCACUCUGCAAGGCUCACCUGGAGGAUAAAUACAGAUUCUUGUUCAGACAGGUUGCCAGCGCGACAGGUUUCUGCGACCAGCGUCGUCUGGGCCUCCUCCUCCACGACUCCAUCCAGAUCCCCAGGCAGCUCGGCGAGGUUGCGUCCUUCGGCGGCUCCAACAUCGAGCCUUCCGUCCGCAGCUGCUUCCAGUUUGCCAACAACAAACCCGAGCUGGAAGCCGCCGUGUUCCUGGACUGGAUGCGUUUAGAGCCUCAGUCCAUGGUGUGGUUACCCGUCCUGCACCGAGUGGCCGCUGCCGAGACCGCCAAGCACCAGGCCAAGUGUAACAUCUGCAAGGAGUGUCCCAUCAUAGGAUUCAGAUAUCGGAGUCUGAAACAUUUCAACUAUGACAUUUGCCAAAGCUGCUUCUUCUCCGGCCGUGUUGCCAAGGGACAUAAGAUGCAAUACCCCAUGGUCGAGUACUGCACUCCGACUACAUCAGGGGAGGAUGUCAGGGACUUUGCCAAGGUGCUGAAGAACAAGUUCAGGACCAAGCGCUACUUCGCCAAACACCCACGCAUGGGCUACCUGCCUGUCCAGACCAUCCUGGAGGGAGACAACAUGGAAACUCCUGUCACUCUGAUCAACUUCUGGCCCGUAGACCAUGCGCCUGGAUCGUCCCCCCAGCUCUCACAUGACGACACACACACUCGGAUCGAGCACUACGCCAACCGGUUAGCGGAAAUGGAGAAUCGUAAUGGCUCUUAUCUGAAUGACAGUAUCUCACCCAAUGAGAGCAUCGAUGACGAGCACAUGUUGAUCCAGCACUACUGCCAGUCUCUGAACCAAGGCUCUCCUCUCAGCCAGCCCCGCAGCCCUGCCCAGAUCCUCAUCUCCAUGGAAACGGAGGAGAAGGGAGAGCUGGAGAGGGUCCUCAAUGACCUGGAGCUGGAGAACAGGAAGCUACAAUCCGAGUACGACCGUCUGAAGAAGGCCCACGACAGGAAGGGCCUGUCCCCGCUGCCGUCGCCCCCGGAGAUGCUCCCGGUGUCACCACAGAGCGCACGUGACGCCGAGCUCAUCGCCGAAGCCAAACUGCUGCGGCAGCACAAAGGACGUCUAGAGGCCCGGAUGCAGAUACUGGAGGACCACAACAAACAGCUGGAGUCCCAACUGCACAGGCUGAGACAGCUGCUGGAGCAGACGGAUUCCAAGGUGAACGGCACAGCUCUGUCCUCUCCCUCCACCUCCUCUCAGCGCUCCGACUCCUCCCUCCCUCUGCUCCGUGUGGCCGCCAGCCAGACUACUGAUACAAUGGGCGACGAUGAACUGUCCAGCCCUUCCCAAGAUGCAUCAGGGCUGGAGGAAGUGAUGGAACAGCUCAACAAUUCCUUCCCUCACAGCCAGGGUCCCAGUAUUGGCAGUUUGUUCCACAUGGCCGAUGAUCUGGGCCGCGCCAUGGAGUCACUGGUCAGCGUGAUGACAGACGAGCAGAGCGCCGAACAGCACGAGGCCCUGCCCUUCUAAUCCCGCCCCUCAACCUUCAGCCCAGUGUCCUCCCCUCUUCCCUCUCCUCCUCUCCCUCCCCCCCCCCUACCUGUCGCAUGCUUUUCUAGUCAAAACAACUGGAUUGGAAACACAGUUUACAAAGAGAAUAUAUAACGUCUAUUUUUGUGAAGGAUUGCGGUUCCAGCAACGACGCGUAUAAAAACAACAAACAAAAGAAAAACCUUAUAACUUGUAGAUUUGAGUAGUUUCUUAAAACGUCCUGGAGUUGUUUUAUUAUUAACAGAGGCUGGUUUUUAAACGUCUAUGCAAUUGUAUAAAACAAGAGAGGGGGAUGGGUGGGGCAAAGAGAGACGAGAUACAAAUAAGUGUGUUCAGUGUGGUCUAAUAUUUGCCAUCUCUUUGUAUUUUGGGGAAACCGCUAAAGCAUUUCCGACAUUUGUAUCAACAAAAAAAAAGACUGAUUGUAAUCAUAAGGGUGCUUUCUAAGAGGACAAUGUCUUUCUAUAACAGCGUACACUACUGUCAAGGUAAUGCAGGCAUCCUGGAUCUUUACAGUACGUUGUCUGUGAGACUGUGUGUGUGUGUGUGUGUGUGCGUGGUGGUGCCUAAUUUCCA
This is a messenger RNA of Micropterus dolomieu (smallmouth bass), 7957 nucleotides long. RefSeq names its product dystrophin-like. Lineage: Eukaryota; Metazoa; Chordata; Actinopteri; Centrarchiformes; Centrarchidae. Gene Ontology annotation, molecular function: protein binding; zinc ion binding. Gene Ontology annotation, biological process: synaptic signaling. The coding region runs from base 431 to 7360 and encodes 2309 amino acids. The transcript has 55 exons. Gene Ontology annotation, cellular component: plasma membrane. The record is from RefSeq and is a predicted model, not a curated record.